CUGGGUGACGCAUUUCCGGCCGCUGUUGGCCUGGUGACGGAGAUUGAUUGAGGAGAAGCUUGAGCGGCUGAGAAAGUUAAUUGGAGCCCCCACCCCCCGGCCUGGCAUGUUUGGUUUAAUUUGGCAUUACCUAUACAGCUCCUUUCUGAGGUCUUGGGUGAAGUGGAUUUUACGAAAGAUCACUGGAAGAUGUGAACUGCAACGCAUUUGUGCGAAUAGUGUUCAAGGAGCAGAGCGAACAAUGAAGAUUGAAUAUUCAUUGGAAUCCUCCAGAAGUGAAAUAUUAAAGUCUUCCGUGACCAUAAAUGAGGAAAAUGUGGAGAACAGAGUUGGUGAGAUCAUGAAAAUCAAAAACAUUUCCACUCAAAAAGAUCCACAUUUCAAGUUAAGUUUACAGAUUUGCUUGCUUCAAAUCACUGGCAUUAAAAAACUCUAUCUUGACGUUGAAAAUCUUCGCAAGCAGCCUUUUGAUUCUUCAAAUAAGCAACAUGAAGACAUGCUAAUAAAGCUGUGGAAAUUGUUGAUGCCUAAUAUACCCCUGGAAUCAAGAAUCACCAAGCAAUGGGGUGAUAUUGGUUUUCAAGGCGAAGAUCCUAAAACUGACUUCAGAGGCAUGGGAAUGCUUGGGCUACAUAAUUUGGUGUUCUUUGGGGAACAUCAUCCAGAAGUGGCACGUCAGACUCUCUCUCAAUCAAAUCAUCCCAAAAUAGGAUAUUCCUAUGCGAUUGUUGGAAUAAAUCUCACUGAAAUGGCUUAUAGUAUGCUGAAAACUGGAUUGUUAAAACCUCAUCUUUACAACUUGGUUUCUGGGGUUCCUCAGUUGCAUCAUUUUCAUGAAUUUUAUUGUUAUCUGAUGUAUGAAUUUAAUCAGUUCUGGUUCAAGGAACAACCAUCUAGCAUUAUGGAAUUCAACUACUACAGAGAGCAAUUUCACAAAAGGGUAAAAGAGCUUUUGAUAGAUCCCCACACAGUCCUUACCCUGAAAACAAAUGGACAGUAAAAUGCACGAAACCCAUAAAAUACCACUUAGCAUUAAUUGAGCAAAGUGAGUUUAUGCAGUGGAUAUGUGCAGUGGAUUUGUUUCUUUUAAAUAGAAACGUAUCAACAUUUUGUGAUGGAAAUUUAGAAUAAGUUCUUUAUCAAAAAGCAUACUUUAAAAUUGUCUCAAGGUGCCUUGUGUUUGAUAGCACUGAUAUUGGUAAUUUAUUUAGGGUAUGAUUCAAAAUACAGUAAUGGAACUGGAAAGCAUAUUAAAACAAGUACUGAUAUGUAUUUAAAUUUGAGUGAUUUUUCAGUUUUAACUUUAGAGGACAGCCUACUAACAGUAAACCCAUUUAGUAUUAUUACAGUUUCCUUUGCUAUUAAUGCAGAGGCUUCAUAAGUAUGUCUAAGAUUGUUGUUACUAAUUUCUAACUUUAUUUUACUGCAUUAAAAUAACCUGGGCAUACUUCAGCUCAUUAUAAGACUGAUAUCAAUGAGAACAAAGUUUUUUAGAUUUCUUGUAUUAAAUUUUCAGUUGAGGUUAUUGGUUUAGAAAUGAUUCUGUGUUUUUCAUGAUUAAAAUUACACACAGAAUUGGAUGGAAAAUAAGUGGCAUGUUAAACCCCACGAGAGCAUUUCCAUCUAGCUUGUGAACUUGUAUAUGCUGUAAAUCAAAGUUUUCCAGCAACAGUAAUUGGUUUUAAUCUGACGGAUGUUUAUUUUGAAAAAUCCUGUAUAUUGCAGAUAAAUUUCUAAAUUAACCUUUGCAUUGGAGUAAUUUUAGCUGUUAAUUACACGGAGUUGUGACCAAGUUCAAGUUGUUGACAAUCUUGCUUGUAUAAUUGUGAUGGCUCUCAAAAAAUAAGAACUUGUUAUCGUUUUUGUCACAUUGUGAGAAAUGAUAAUGGCACUCACCACCACUCUCCACAAAGACAAAUGAAGAACACCAAAGAAAAUAAUUUCUGGUUGUUGUUAGAGAUUUCAAAAGGGCACAAGAAAUGUAAAUUAUGUCUCUUUUUUAAUUUUGAGCCUCAUCUCACUCAGGAUGGCAGCAGCAGGUGAUAUUUUUUCACACACCUUUCCUGCUUUUUAUUGAGGAAUGCUUAUUAGUGUAUCACUGUCAGUCGGAUGUUUUGUAUUUAUUACUGGUGUGAUUAAUCUAGAUAAUACAUUUAUACUUGAAUGUUGAUUAGUUUAUUGAAUGAGAUACUUCCUACCAUUAAAAGAUACUCCGUUUAAAGUUUAUAUAGAUUUGUACCAGAUGGCUUCCCAUAUAAGUGUAAAAGUAGAACUUAUUUUAUGAACUUUUGCUCAAUUAAAAUUGUAUCUGCAACAGCAA
This is a messenger RNA of Hypanus sabinus (Atlantic stingray), 2320 nucleotides long. RefSeq names its product ELMO/CED-12 domain containing 2 (gene elmod2). Gene Ontology annotation, cellular component: membrane. Lineage: Eukaryota; Metazoa; Chordata; Chondrichthyes; Myliobatiformes; Dasyatidae. Bases 107 to 1000 code for a protein of 297 amino acids. The record is from RefSeq and is a predicted model, not a curated record. The transcript has 9 exons. Gene Ontology annotation, molecular function: GTPase activator activity.